Messenger RNA from Pelodiscus sinensis (Chinese soft-shelled turtle), 2151 nucleotides. The record is from RefSeq and is a predicted model, not a curated record. NCBI's taxonomy places the organism in Eukaryota, Metazoa, Chordata, Testudines, Trionychidae.
GACGUGGGAAAUGCCAGGACUUCGGGAAAGCUGCCAGGGGCGUGCUCGGAGGUCGUGUCCCCCAGGAUCGGCUGGGGGGCCCCGAGAUGCCUUCUAAGCUGGAGACGCGGCCAAACCGUUGCUGGGCCCCUUAGGGUCCCACCAAACCUUCUCCGUACCUCCUCCCUUUAGAGGCUGAAAUCCAGAGUCCUCCGUGGGCCGGCACCAGGAAGCAAACUGCUGAUGUUGGUGCUUUGCGUCCACAUCCAGUGGGAAGUAGAGUCUUGCCCGGGGGCCUGCGUCUGCUACAGCGAACCCAAGAUCACCAUCAGUUGCCAGCAGCAAGGACUGACGGCCAUCCCGACCGCCAUCCCCACCCCGACGCAACGCAUCUUCCUGCACAACAACCAGAUCCCGUUGGUGCAGGCCACCAGCUUCCGCUCUUGCCGCAACAUGACCAUCCUUUGGAUCCAUUCCAACAACAUCAGCCUCGUCGAGCUGGAGGAGUUGGACCUCAGCGACAACGUCAACUUGAAGGCCAUCAACCCCACGACGUUCCAGGGCCUCGUUCACCUUCACACCUUACACCUCGAUCGCUGCGGGCUCCUGGAACUCUCCACGGGGCUGUUCCGAGGGUUGUUCUCCUUGCAGUAUCUCUACCUUCAGGAGAACAACCUCCAGAGCCUGCCGGACGACACGUUCCUCGAUCUCGCCAACCUCACCUACCUGUUUUUGCACGGGAAUAAAAUUAAGAGCUUGUCGGAGAACGUCUUUCGUGGGCUGAUCAACUUGGAUCGGCUCCUGCUGCACCAGAACCGAGUCAGUCUGGUGGACCGGAAAGCGAUGACCUUGUAUCUCUUCAACAACAACUUGACCGUGCUCCCGGGAGAAACCAUGGCCCCCUUGGUAUCCCUCCAAUACCUACGCUUGAACGGGAACCCGUGGAUUUGCGACUGCCAGGCCCAAUCCCUCUGGAGUUGGUUCAAACAAUUCAAAGGUUCCUCGUCAGAGCUGGAGUGCCAUCUACCGGCUCACUUGGCCGGCCGGGACCUCAAAAAGCUGCAGAGCAGCGACUUGGAAGAGUGUCUUGACUCUUUGAAUCAGAUACGAACCAGCGUCUUUAGCACAAAGACCCGAUCGGGCAAACUUCCCACCACCGACCCUCCACUCAACUCCCGGAAGUGCUGCCAACCGGACACGGACAAAUCUUUUAUGUAUGAAGCCAAGGGCAAGGCGGGUCCGUCUUCGCACAGCAGCCGGGCAUCGUCCAACAACCCUCUCAAAGAUAAAGAGAACAUGUCCAAAACCAAAUACGUCGACACGGACCCUUCCAAAAACGGGAGCAACAAACACAUUAAUGACUCCCCAUUUGGGACUUUCCCCAGCGUUGUAGACCCUCCGUUGACCAAGCUGAGACCAGAUUUCCUCGCGCCCAUGGAAUCGGCCACGGUCCCGACCAAAAAGAGGCAGGGGUGCUCUAAAAAAACCAAGUCCAAGGCGCAGUGUCGCCUCACCCAACAAGGAACCAGUGCCACGUUAGAACCAAGCCUACGUCUUCUGUUUCCCGUCUUGGCGUGGAGCUUAAUGUUCUCCUAAACGCGACUGUUGGGUGACACUUUCAUACCAGGAUUUUGCUGACCUCCGGAAACGUUGCCAGAGGGAAGCCAAUGGUGAGAGUCCCUCAAGAAAGUUUUGUUACACAAAAGUUAACUGGAUGCCUUUAUUAGACAAAAACCAAGAUGUACAUAAUUUAUUUGUCCUGAGUUAUCCCUUUGGUCUUUGGAACGGCACUUACCUUCUGGCUUUUGCUACCACCGAUGGUAAAGAAAUAUCAUUUACAGACACACACACACGCAGAGAGAGAACAAAAAAACCCACACAAGCAACAUCGUCCGGACGCAAAGGCUCCCGCAGGAUUGUCGGCCGUCCGUUUGGAACUCACCCGUACGCUGAACGGCAUUGCAAGCUCCCAUUGGCCGAGGCGACGCCUCCGUUUACGAAUACUGCCAUUUUCCUGUGUUCAUUUCCGCCACACCACGUCCCGGGGCGGCAUUUGUUCAAGAAUGCUGCGUUCGCCUCCAUGAAGAUUUGCAGUAUCUCUAGAUAUGCAUUUUCUUUUACUUGUGUACAAGUAUACAAAAAGUAUGAAAUAAAGAGGUUCUUUUUUUCCUA